CUUGAUAUGGGGGACAGCAAUGCCACCGUGGUGACCGAGUUCAUCUUGCUUGGGAUUUCUGAAGACCGCAGAACUCAGAUGGUGUCGUUAGUUGCAUUCUCUCUAUUCUAUCUCACCACGCUAUUUGGUAACAGCCUUCUGAUUGUCCUGAUCAUCCUGAGCCCUCUUCUUCACACACCAAUGUACUUCUUUCUCUGCAACCUCUCCUUCUUGGACAUGCUCUACACUACCAGCAGUGUUCCACAGUUACUAGUCAACUGUUUCCUCCGCCGACUCACUAUAUCCUAUACCCGAUGCAUAACUGAGAUGUACAUUAGCCUCUUUCUCGGCAUAGCAGAGUGUUUCUUGCUGGCUGUCAUGGCGUACGACCGCUUUGCUGCCGUGUGCAACCCUUUGCAUUACACAGUCAUCAUGAGUUGGAAAGUGUGUAUCCAGUUGGCGGCCUUGUCUUGGGGCAGUGCCUUUGUGAUGACCCUGGUCCCUAGACUGAUUCAACCCACUCAGCUGUGUGGACACAUCAUCAACCACUUCAUUUGUGAGCUACAGGCAUUCCUCAAGCUGGCCUGCUCAGACACACGAGUGACUGAGAUUGUCAUCAUGAUCAACAGCGUUAUUGUCCUUGCUGUGCCCUUUGCUUUCAUCUUGGUGACCUACGGGCGCAUUGCCCAGGCUGUGAUGCGCAUGCACUCAGCCAAGGGACGAGGCAAGGCUUUUUCAACCUGUGGGUCCCAUCUGGUGGUGGUCUGUAUCUUCUACGGAUCAGCCCUCUCCAUGUACAUGCGGCCACAAGGCAAAACCGUCUCUGACCACGACAAAAUUGUCGCCCUCUUUUAUGGAGCAGUGACCCCAAUGCUCAACCCUUUGAUUUACAGCCUUAGAAACAAAGAUGUGAAAGGAGCCUUUUGGAGACUGCUUGGGAAGAAAAUAUCUGAAUGA
Molecule: messenger RNA, 936 nt
Organism: Gekko japonicus
Lineage: Eukaryota; Metazoa; Chordata; Lepidosauria; Squamata; Gekkonidae
Product: olfactory receptor 13H1-like
Exons: 1
Coding region: 7-936 (309 amino acids)
Biological process (GO): G protein-coupled receptor signaling pathway
Cellular component (GO): membrane
Molecular function (GO): olfactory receptor activity; G protein-coupled receptor activity
Source: RefSeq, a predicted model, not a curated record